CAUCUCUCGAUAUUACUGUCCUCAGUCCCCAACAGCACUCAUAUGCUUCCCAUCAUCGUAACCCAAUAGAAGAUCCGGCGGGGACAUUCAUCACAAAUACCGCAAUCAUGGACAUAACGGCGUACCGUGCCUCUCAAAUCUCGCUUCUCUAACCCGCGCCAUUUCCCUUCACCACUGUAUGAACACAAUUUCUCGAAAAUGAAGAAGGAACGGAGUAAAGUGAGGGCCAUCAACGCCGCAAAGAUGACCGUCACGAUGCCGCUACAAGGGCACAAAUUUGACCAGGCAAUGAUCGCUGCUCAUGAGAUGCAAGCACUCUCUUUAGACAACUUGGAUCCAGUCUCUCCUUCGUCACUGGAACCCGAUGUCAGCUCCGGAGCGACCACAACCAUGGCAACGCCUGUCGGCAGCGAUUCUGAAACAGCUUCCGACACCAGACCGCAAGACCUCCUGCUUGAACUCGUUUCCACUCCAGAUCGCGGCCUGGCACUGUUCACCACCCGGAAGAUCAAAGCCGGAACCCUAAUCUUGGCCGAGCAGCCACUCAUCAGCCUCGACAAGGACGAAGAGGACGACCCGGAUGCCAUUGAGCGUGAAUUCUCCCGCUUGCCUCGCUCCGAGCAGAAAGCUUACCUCAAGCUGUUUGACGCACAAAAAUCCCGCAUGUCUCGCGUCGUCUCGAUAUACUACAGCAACUGCUACAACUGCGACGGCUUCAAGGCUGAUGGACAAGGUGGAUCAGCCAUUGGCGGCUUCGCGAGCAGGAUCAAUCAUAGCUGCGUGCCGAAUGUGCAGUUCUGCUACAAUGAAGGCACCAAUCAGUUGGAGUUUCGCGCCAUCAGGGACAUUCCACGAGGAAAGGAGGUCUGUAGUAACUAUGACAAAGCCGCUUUCGAGACCAAGGCCAAAAGGCAGCGGAAGCAACAGAUCUACUACGGUUUCGUGUGCAAGUGCGAGGCUUGUGAGCCGAAGAAUGAGUUCUGGGCGAAAAGUGACGAGAGGAGGAAAGGUAUGUAUGAGGCUGUCAAGGUCCUGCAGGGCUGUGACAAGAAGUUCGCAGAGGGCGAUGGUCCCGAGGUUGAAGUUCGGCAAGAUGCUGUUGUGAAUGGAGCGCUGGGUGCACUGGCUAGACUGGAGGAGCUCCUGCUCAAGGAAUGUCACGUCGGGAUCCCUCUGGCGAACACAUAUCGAAGCAUGGCGAAGUGGGCUGAGUGGAAGCGUGACAUUAAGCAUGCGGCGAAGUGGAAGAGGAAGGAACUCGAGGUUUGUAUGAUUGGCUUCGGACCAUCGGCCAGAAGAGUCAAGGAGAUUGAGGAGAAACUGGCUGAACUGGAAAAAGUCGGUGGCCGCGGGAGUUCUCACUAUCCUGUAUCACCAUCCUCACCAUCAUAGAGCGAGAACAGCUCAUCAGGAGCAAUCCCUCAUCAUCAAGGCUGCGCUGAGCUUGUG
Exophiala xenobiotica is the source of this 1449-nucleotide messenger RNA. RefSeq lists its product as uncharacterized. NCBI's taxonomy places the organism in Eukaryota, Fungi, Ascomycota, Eurotiomycetes, Chaetothyriales, Herpotrichiellaceae. The record is from RefSeq and is a predicted model, not a curated record. The transcript is spliced from 2 exons. Gene Ontology annotation, molecular function: protein binding. The coding region runs from base 199 to 1392 and encodes 397 amino acids.